Exophiala bonariae is the source of this 555-nucleotide messenger RNA. RefSeq lists its product as uncharacterized. The coding region runs from base 1 to 555 and encodes 184 amino acids. The transcript has a single exon. Gene Ontology annotation, cellular component: endoplasmic reticulum membrane. Lineage: Eukaryota; Fungi; Ascomycota; Eurotiomycetes; Chaetothyriales; Herpotrichiellaceae. Gene Ontology annotation, biological process: vacuolar proton-transporting V-type ATPase complex assembly. The record is from RefSeq and is a predicted model, not a curated record.
AUGGCUUCUUUUCUUGAGGAGCUCUGGAAUUCCAUCUUCACCCCAGGUCCGACGCCGACGCUUUUGAUAGCGACCAACGCCGCCUUCGCCGCUCUUCAAUUGCUCCUCUUCGUCCUCCUUAUCGCAACAUAUUCUCUACACUUCCUCGUCUUGUCCACCAUAUGUGGCGGGCUCUGGUACUCCAUCAACUGGUUUGCUGUAGAGAUUGCGCGAGAGCAAAAGAUUCAAAAGGAAAGUGAAGCCAAAAAAGAGAAGAGCCCAGAGCCCGACAAUGCCAGCGAUACCGAGACCGAAAACACUCCCGCCCCCUCAGUCCUCAAACCACCAGCCCUGCCUGUGCCACUGACAACAACAGCCAAGUCGACCUCUCUGGCACCGCCUCAAAGAUUGUCGCAUGACAGGUCCAAGGAUUCGUCCUCGGCGUCGGCAGAACCGAGGGCAUCCGAUGGUGCCGAAGCAGUACGACGACGACGUAGUCAAGGUGAAGGAUCCGGUUAUAUCAGCACAGACAGUGAAUGGGAGAAAGUAUCCGAGGGCGAAGACAAGAACAAGUGA